This is a messenger RNA of Morone saxatilis (striped sea-bass), 1192 nucleotides long. RefSeq names its product protein transport protein Sec23A-like. The transcript is spliced from 8 exons. Lineage: Eukaryota; Metazoa; Chordata; Actinopteri; Moronidae. The annotation marks the transcript as partial. The record is from RefSeq and is a predicted model, not a curated record. Gene Ontology annotation, biological process: intracellular protein transport; endoplasmic reticulum to Golgi vesicle-mediated transport; COPII-coated vesicle cargo loading. Gene Ontology annotation, cellular component: COPII vesicle coat; endoplasmic reticulum exit site. Gene Ontology annotation, molecular function: GTPase activator activity.
GUUCUGUUUCAGUUUCCUCCAUCCUACGCAGGGAUCUCUGAGGUGAACCAACCUGCUGAGCUGCUGCCUCAGUUCUCCACCAUCGAGUACGUGGUCCAGCGGGGUCCUCAGAUGCCACUGGUCUUCCUGUAUGUGGUGGACACCUGUAUGGAGGACGAGGACCUGCAGGCUCUGAAGGAGUCCCUGCAGAUGUCCCUGUCUCUGCUGCCUCCCACCGCACUAGUCGGACUCAUUACCUUCGGCCGGAUGGUUCAGGUCCACGAGCUCGGCUGUGAGGGUAUCUCCAAGAGCUACGUCUUCAGGGGGACCAAGGACCUCAAUGCCAAGCAGCUACAGGAGAUGCUCGGUCUCACCAAACCUUCAGCCACUCAGGCACGAGGUCCUCAAACUACCCCACAGCCUCUGUCCAACAGGUUCCUGCAGCCGGUGCAGAAGAUCGACAUGAACCUGACUGACCUGUUGGGGGAGCUGCAGCGCGACCCCUGGCCCGUCACGCAGGGAAAGAGGCCGCUGCGCUCCCUGGGUGUCGCCAUGUCCAUCGCCGUGGGGCUGCUGGAGUGCACCUUCCCCAACACUGGCGCUCGGAUCAUGACGUUCAUCGGGGGCCCGGCAACGCAGGGCCCCGGGAUGGUGGUUGGAGACGAACUGAAGAUCCCCAUCAGGUCCUGGCACGACCUCGAGAAGGACAACGCCAAGUUCAUGAAGAAAGCCACGAAGCACUAUGAGUCUCUAGCUAACAGAGCGUCCACUAACGGUCACAUCAUCGACAUCUACGCCUGUGCUCUGGAUCAGACCGGCCUCCUGGAGAUGAAGUGCUGCGCCAACUACACCGGAGGUUACAUGGUGAUGGCAGACUCCUUCAACACAUCUCUGUUCAAACAAACCUUCCAGAGAGUUUUCACCAAAGAAGUCCAGGGAUCCUUCAAGAUGGCCUUCGCCGCCACGCUGGAGGUCAAGACGUCCAGAGAGAUCAAAGUAUCGGGAGCGAUCGGACCCUGUGUGUCUCUGAGCGCCAAAGGACCCUGUGUCUCUGAGAACGAGAUCGGGACAGGAGGAACGUGUCAGUGGAAGAUCUGUGGUUUGGAUCCGACCACCACGCUGGCUCUUUACUUUGAGGUGGUCAACCAGGUACGAACGCUUGACCUCUGACCUUUAGAUGGUCUGAGAUCAGCCUGAAAAUGUGCUGAAACUC